AUGUCUGAACCUCCAUCUUGGUUAUUCUCGAACAACUUCACAAAGGCCAACAACCCGAGCACGUCUAAGGCUUCCGCGACAAUUCAAACAGACAAGAUGGCCAAGGUCAAGAAGGAAAAGAAGUCCGAGAAGCAGGUCAAGGCCGAGCCCGCCUCUACCAAGCAGGCUCCCCCCGCCCAAUUGAUGGACCUCGUCGACUCCUUCCUCUCCGAGAACGCCUUCACUUCCGCCCACGAGGCCUUCCAGAAGCAGCGCGCUAAGAGCGGCUGGAAGCCCUCCGAGAAGGAAGCGGCAAAACCCGACCUCGUCACCGUAUUCCAGACCUGGCAGACUUCUUCCAACGGCCCGGCCAGCAGCUCUAGCGAUAGCAGCUCUAGCGAUAGCAAAAGCGAGGACGUGGACAUGGCCGAUGCGGCUGCCGCCGAUAGUGAUAGCGAUAGCGACAGCAGCUCGACCUCCAGCUCCAGCUCUAGCUCUGACUCCGACUCUGAUUCCAGCAGCGACAGCGAGAGCGAAGACGAGAAGCCCAAGCCCAAGCAGGGCCUGAAGCGCAAGGCGCCUGAGUCGGACAGCAGCAGCAGUGAUAGCAGCAGCAGCAGCGACAGCGAUUCUUCUUCUGACGACUCCAGCUCUGAAGACGAGGCCCCCAAGGCCAAGAAGCAAAGAGUCAAGAAGGAGGACAACAGCUCCUCAUCCGACUCCUCGUCCGACUCCAGCUCGGACAGUUCCAGCGAAUCUGACUCCUCUGAUUCCUCUGACUCAGACUCUUCCGACAGCGACUCCGACACUGACGGUUCCGAGGCCGCAAAGGUCCCUCUUCCCGAAUCCGGCUCCGACUCCGAUUCCGACUCCUCCUCUUCUUCGUCCGAUUCGGAUUCCGACUCAGAUGAAGACACCAAGAAGAAGGUGAAGAAGCAGAAGGCAUCGGCCGACAGCGCCUCCAACUCCUCCGCAACCCUCGAGAAGACGUCCCCUGAGCUCAAGCCCGAGACCGCCACGGCCGCCGACCCGCCUCUGCCCCCCGAUCCCAUGAGCUACCGCGCCAACAACCGCGGCGGCAAGAACGCAAACGGAAAGGAGAAGAAGGUGCCCAACAAGCCCUUCUCCCGCAUUCCUGACGUUGUCCACGUCGACCCCAGAUUCGCGAGCAACGAGUACGUGCCCAACGACUACUCGCAGCGCGCCCACGAGGACCUGAUCGUCACCAAGGGCAAGGGCUUCACCAAGGAGAAGAACAAGAAGAAGCGCGGCAGCUACCGCGGCGGCUUGAUUGACAUCACCAGCAAGAAGGGCAUCAAGUUUGACUGA
Messenger RNA from Colletotrichum orchidophilum, 1308 nucleotides. RefSeq lists its product as uncharacterized. The coding region runs from base 1 to 1308 and encodes 435 amino acids. Lineage: Eukaryota; Fungi; Ascomycota; Sordariomycetes; Glomerellales; Glomerellaceae. Gene Ontology annotation, cellular component: nucleoplasm; nucleolus. The transcript has a single exon. The record is from RefSeq and is a predicted model, not a curated record.